AUGGCUGGGGAGGCGCCGGGGCCGCCGGUGAAGGUGCUGGCCGCCCAGCUGCGGGGGGCCGUGCGGGGCGCCGGCGGGACGUGGCAGCUGGGCCGGGCGGAGGCGGGCCGGGCGCCGCUACGCCUGCGGGCCGUGUGGAUGCAGGGCACCGUGCUGGAGGUGGAGCGCGGCGGCGCCCGCGGCGGCUCGGCCCGGCUGCAGGACGGCAGCGGCCCCUUCACCGUGCUGGGUGUGGAGGAGGUGCCCAAAGGGCGGCCCUGCCUCAGCGCAGGGAAGUACGUAAUGGUGAUGGGUGUGGUGCGGUCCUGCUGUCCUGAGCCUAUUCUUCGAGCAAUAAAGAUGACAGAUCUUUCUGAAAACCCCAUACAUAAGACUAUGUGGAGCCUUGAAGUGGAGGAUUUGCACAGAGUCAUCCCCUAGAUACUUUUCCUUCUGCCUAAAAUAACUGGAAAUGUGGGGUUUUUUUGGUUUUUUUUUUUUUGGUGCAGAACAUUGGGCCGUUCUGUGUAUUUGUGGUUUCAAACAACCACCAGUUACUUUUGGAGUAAACCGAAGAGAGAAGUCAGGCUCAGAGUCAAGUGGAGGGAUCUGUGCAUGUCUGAUAAUCAUCACAGUGUUUAUCUCCUUCACGUUCUCCUUUUGUACCACUUAUUACCACUUGUUAUAUGUAACACUUAUUUGAUGCUUUCUGAGUAACAUGUCUCUGCUAUCAAGAAUACUAUGUUUCUACAUGUGUUAGUUGCUGUUUCUAGGAACGUGUGUUUAGAUAGUCAUUCCUAUAGCGGUGUAUUCUUGGCAGCAAGAGUUGCACAGAACUCCUGUUACCAGGGUGAACUCAAUACGUGGAAUGAAGGCAAAAUGUGUUUUAGUCCAUUUAGAUUGCGGUUGGAAAUAACAUCUUCGCCUGUGUUUUCUCUUUCAGUAAUAACCAUGUCAGUAAACUCUACUUGUAAGA
Gavia stellata (red-throated loon) is the source of this 955-nucleotide messenger RNA. It is a transcript of the gene RMI2, whose product is annotated as RecQ mediated genome instability 2. NCBI's taxonomy places the organism in Eukaryota, Metazoa, Chordata, Aves, Gaviiformes, Gaviidae. Bases 1 to 420 code for a protein of 139 amino acids. The record is from RefSeq and is a predicted model, not a curated record. Gene Ontology annotation, biological process: regulation of sister chromatid segregation; negative regulation of double-strand break repair via homologous recombination; DNA repair. Gene Ontology annotation, cellular component: cytosol; nuclear speck. The transcript has 2 exons.